Messenger RNA from Effrenium voratum, 2447 nucleotides. Lineage: Eukaryota; Dinophyceae; Suessiales; Symbiodiniaceae. The record is from the annotation of a GenBank genome assembly.
AGGUGCCCAAGUGCGCUGAUGCGACCCCAGUCCCGCAGCAUCCCUUAGCAUCCCGUAGCUGGAUCUCACGUUGCAAUGUUCGGUGGACCAUUCGCGAUGGGCGGCUGCGGCUUCGGUGGCUUGCCCAUGUGCAUGCCCGUGAUCGUGCGCGAUUUGCGAGCGGAUAGGUCACAGCCGCCCAGGGAGGUGACGGGGAGAGUUGGCGGCAUCCCGAUCCACGGCCUGGGCAUGGGCCCUUUCGGGCCAUUUCCGGGUCUUGACGACGGGCUUAUCACUCAAGCAAGACAGGGGCGCUGCAGCGGGACUGCUCGCCAGUGGGGAACGCAAACGCCACCAUGGAGCUCUACCACGAGACCAGUCCGGACAGAGCCGAUGCGAUCGUGCAGUCGCAGCGCAUGUAACGCGUAUCCGACGGCCUGGCUGGUGGAGGCAUCUACUUUGCGGAGAGCGAGGCUGAGGCCAGGAGGAAGGCCCACAACCACGGGGCCAUGCUGACAGCCACGGCGCGCGCGGGGAAGGCCAAGGUGGUGCACCGCUCCGCGGAUGCCAGCUACUCGCAGCUGCGCAGUGAGGGCUACGACUCGGUGAAGAUCCUGGGCCGGGACUCCGGCGCCGAGUACGUGGUUUACAACUACGACCAGGUCACUUGAGGUUUACUUCCAGCAUCUUCCAGCGACCUGCUAGUGAUUGCCAGGGAACCCAAGACAAAACGGCGGCAGUAAGCCACUUAGCGGAGUUUAGCUCCGUGAGUAGUUGCAAAUAUUUGCAAGCUUGAGCGCGAUGCAUGAUGGAGUGUCAGGGAUAAUUGACAAGCUGAGAUUGCGGAGGAGUACGGCUCACCGUGGCAAGAACGUCCGGCUCAACCGCUGUAGUGAAGUCCCAUUAACCAAGGAUAAUCGAGGCAUGGCGCAGAUCAGCUGUGUCCGAUUGACCGCGGAAGGCAAGGUGGAGCCUGCAGCUUUCGAGUACGAAGGGGACCGCCUCACAGACAGGGACUUUGAUGAAGCCCUGCUCAGCAAGCUGCGGGUGGACUUGUUCUUCUCUGGGACUCGGCCAAUGCCUGUCCGGGACCUUGAAGGCUUUCAGAAGGUCUUCGUGCGGCAAUCGGAUGUGGUCAGCGAGUUCAUCAUGCUGACCCUGAGUCUGACCGGGGAGGGCCGUGUCCGCAUGGGCUUUCAGAAAAAUGAAGCGGGCUAUGAGCUGGUCUCCCCGCAAGCGCGGCUCAGGAUCAAACUGACUUGCCUUCUGGGCCCUGUUGUGAUUCUCAAGAACCCAAGGUUCACUGUGCUGAAGACAGGUCGACCCCAGGAUCUGAGCGUCGCCCAAUUCUGGGCGUGCGCUGGCCGACUGCCGGACUUCCGCAGGCUCUGUGUAUGCGAGCGCCCGCGUCUGGAGCAGUUCGUGCCCGCGCCAAUCCAGCCAGGCCCAGCCCGGCGCCCCCGCGCGGAAAGCCAGCCCGGCAGGGCGCGGCCGAAGGCGGAAGCCAGGAUCGCCAGGACCGCCAGGAAGUGGGAGGGACUGGAUGUGGCUGUGCCUGGCACGUUCUGCUCCGGCCCGCCCGGGCUGAUCCGGAUGGAUACCCUUGAGCGGGCCGCUCGGCAGACACCCAAGGCAGGCGAGGCGCCUGACAGCGAUUUGCGCUCACCAAGCCCCAUCUCGACAGCGGCUUCAAGCGUCGACACUCCACCGCUCGAGUGGACUUGCGACCACGUUGCGGGAUGGUUGGACAGCCUGGGUGGGUGCAGCAGGCCGGGUGCAAGGAGAGCAGAGGGCGCCGGGAUGCGGACCCCAAGCGUGGCCAGCCACUUCCUGUCACCACACCAAGCACAUCAAGUCACCAUACCAAGUACAUCAAGUACCCAUACCAAGUACAUCAAGUCACCAUGCCAAUUACAUCAAGUACCCAUACCAAGUACAUCAAGUACCCAAAGUGUGGGAGGUUGUGGCCUGCAAGUUUCAGCGCUCAGCCGGCGCGUGUGACCGCUGUUGCAACCGGGCCAGGUAUAUCCGCCAGUUCCAGGAGAAUUUGAUUGACGGCCGAACUUUGAGCAGCUUGACGCUGGAAGAGCUCAAGGAUGACCUGGGGGUGAAGGAGCUCGGCCCACGCAAGGCUCCUGGGCGCAAUUCCUUGCGCGCCGGGCAUGAUGCGUUUGUUUCUCAAACGCAGGGGUGGUGUUCGUUCCACUGCCAGCUGUGUGUCCAACCCCAUCCCAAGCGGAUCCAUGCGGCUGGCCAACGUGUUCCAUGUUUGCCGCCUGCGCGCCAAGGUCAUCCAUCGGGCAAUUCAGCAACUGUUCCAGGAGUGAAUUAGCGUUUAACAUUUCUUCCUUGCUCCAUGCGGUGAGGGGCUGUGACAGUUUUGUUUGCCGCUUGCGAGACUAGUAAGUGUCAAACAGGGCGAGACUUUUGGCAGGGCCCAUGAUGUAUUCCACGCAAGCGCAGUGCGG